Esox lucius (northern pike) is the source of this 1855-nucleotide messenger RNA. Its product is annotated as oocyte zinc finger protein XlCOF6-like. The record is from RefSeq and is a predicted model, not a curated record. Gene Ontology annotation, molecular function: RNA polymerase II cis-regulatory region sequence-specific DNA binding; DNA-binding transcription factor activity, RNA polymerase II-specific. Bases 192 to 1778 code for a protein of 528 amino acids. Gene Ontology annotation, biological process: regulation of transcription by RNA polymerase II. NCBI's taxonomy places the organism in Eukaryota, Metazoa, Chordata, Actinopteri, Esociformes, Esocidae. The transcript is spliced from 2 exons.
AAUGUUAAUACGUUAAUCUCUUUUAUUUUGAAACUUUCCCAAAAAAAUUUACCCGGAAGUGUUUUUUUAUGUUGAAGCUGAUAAAUGAGUGGUUUAUAGUUAGAACUGCAGCUAGCAGUUGCAUUUCUGUGCAGUAAAGACAGACCAACUGGCCGAACCGAAUUGGCUACCAGCCUUUCAGUCGACUUACUAUGUCUAAAUUACAAUCAUUUCGUGUGUUCGUAAAUGAGCGUUUAACUGCCGCUGCAUUGGAGAUUUCCGAGGCAGUUGAGAAAACCCUACUGGAGUACCAGGAGGAAAAUGAUCGGCUACGGAGGCUGAUGCGAAUGACACCAGGCAUAAAACGAUGUGAAACGGACUCCCUGCAGUUCUCACUCAGUGUCUCUGAAGAGGAGGUUCCCCCUGAGCAGCAGCCCUGUGAGCAGGAGUGGAACCCCAGUCCGGGGCAGGAGAACCCAGAGCCCACACAGAUUAAAGAGGAACAGGAGGAACUCCGCACCAGUCAGGAGGAAGAGCAGCAUCACGAGGUCUUUCACACCAAAGACACCAUAUUCACCUCUACCUGUGUGAAAAGUGAAUGUGAUCAGGAGGACCCACUUGGGUCCUUGAUUCGUUCCCAAACCCAGAUUGUGGAGAACAGAGAGAGUGACUCUAAACCAGCAGACAUCCCACAUUUUGACACUGUCACCCACCUAACGGGUCUCAGUAUUGCCUAUGGUUCUCCAAGUCAAACCAAUGACUCCAACCACAACUCAGCUGUAAGCAGCGAUACAGUUGAAUUUUACAACAGCCCACCAGUGGAUCGCAGCCCACCAGUGCAUAAACGUUGUUCCAAACCCAGAACCUCAUCUAAAACUACUCACCACUGCCGUGACUGUGGUGAAACAUUUAAACUGAAAGCUAACCUAAAGAAUCAUGUGACUUUCUCCAAAAGACCCAGUGAAUGUAGCUACUGCAAGAAAUGCUACGACUCCACCUGUAAACUGAGGGCCCAUGUUCAACUCUGUCAUGUGGAGAAAUCCUGCACCUGCCCUGUUUGUGGCAAGACCUUUAAAUUCAAUGGAGUUCUGUCCAGACACAUGAGGACUCACACUGGAGAGAAACCAUAUAGCUGUGGUGACUGUGAGAAAAGAUUCACUGAAAAGGGGAACCUAGAAAUGCACAAACUGACUCAUACAAGAGAGAAACCUUUUAACUGUUGUGACUGUGGGAAAAGCUUUGGUGAGAAGGGGAACCUAGAAAUGCACAAACUGACUCACACAGGAGAGAAAUCAUUUAGCUGUAGUGACUGUGAGAAAACCUUCAGUGUGAUGCAGACCCUUAAGCGGCAUAAAUUGACUCACACUAAAGAGAAACCAUUUUGCUGUGGUUACUGUGAAAAAACAUUUCAUUUCAGGCAUAUCCUAAAGUGCCAUGAACGGAUCCACACAGGAGAGAAACCUUUCAGCUGUAGUGAUUGUAGUAAAUGUUUUGGCCAGAAGAGGGACCUAAGAAGGCACAAGCUGAUUCACACAGGAGAGAAACCAUUUUGCUGUGGUGAAUGUGGAAAAAGCUUCAAUCGCAAGCAGACCCUAAGGCGGCAUGAACUGAUUCACAAAGUAAAGAAACCUUUUAGCUGUGGAGGUUGUGGGAAAACAUUCAAUCGCCCCCGGACCCUAAAGCGGCAUGAACGGACUCACACAGAAAAUAAAUCAUUUAGCUGUGGAGAUUGUGGGAAAACAUUCGGUUGCAGCCGGUCCCUAAAGCAGCAUGAAUUUAUUCACACAGGAGAAAAAUAAUUUAGAUAUGUUACCUGGAAAAGCUUCAGGCAGAAGGUGAUUUUAAACACUUUCCAAUAAAAUGUAUGUUAUUACAA